UGUAAACGUGUGGUGUUCUUUACGUCAUUUUUCCCCCGGAGUGAAAACGAAAACCUACUUGAGCAAGGUUGUUCAAUCUUAAAAGAUGCCACAGUUUGAUAACUUUGAUCACAUGUAAUAUACAAGUUGAGAGUAAUCGUCACCAAUAUUGACGAUGAAGAAGAGGCUUAGUAUCCUCUUUUUGAUGGUCACUUGGUGCCUUUUGGCCGAGGCUAAUAAGUCAUGUCAAAAUGCAACCACGAGUACCUCUCGUAACCUGUAUUUCAGUAAGCUGAUUUUACGCGGAUAUGGGUACCGCAACGUGACGGGCAAAUCGUAUAUAUUUUGCGGCAAUCUGUGUCUGUCUGACACCCGUUGUUUGUCCAUCAACUACUGGGAGCGAGAGAAGCUGUGUGAGCUGAACGGGGCAUCAGCGUCGCAGGUCCCGCAAGCCUUGGCUGAGAGUAGCGGCAGCUACUAUUAUGGGCCGGAAGAGAAUUUCUUCACCAAUCUAACUCAACAAAGCUCGUGUCAAGACACUAUUAGUAGUGACUACGCAAUCGUCUUCACACCGGAGGAGUAUCCCAGCGCCGACCUGACACAGGCCAGAGAGCGUUGUGCACAGUGUGAUAUGCAACUGUGUUCAUUGGCUCAGUUGAAAGCUGCCUACGAUGCCGGUUACCGUCUUAAUGGAUGGGGCAUGUACGACACGCCAGGACGAGACGUGACGGUGACGUCAUGCGGUCGCUACUUCGGUACUGCGGGGGAGUGCUACUUUACCGAAGAAGGUCAAGAGAAAAGCUCAAUCCCAAAUACACCCAGAGUGGCUACUACCGAGUCGGUGUACUGCUGUGAUGCAUGA
Asterias rubens (European starfish) is the source of this 841-nucleotide messenger RNA. RefSeq lists its product as uncharacterized. The transcript has 3 exons. Lineage: Eukaryota; Metazoa; Echinodermata; Asteroidea; Forcipulatida; Asteriidae. The record is from RefSeq and is a predicted model, not a curated record. Bases 155 to 841 code for a protein of 228 amino acids.